Messenger RNA from Rattus rattus (black rat), 626 nucleotides. RefSeq names its product phospholipase D family member 6 (gene Pld6). NCBI's taxonomy places the organism in Eukaryota, Metazoa, Chordata, Mammalia, Rodentia, Muridae. Gene Ontology annotation, cellular component: mitochondrion. Gene Ontology annotation, biological process: piRNA processing. The record is from RefSeq and is a predicted model, not a curated record. Gene Ontology annotation, molecular function: RNA endonuclease activity producing 5'-phosphomonoesters, hydrolytic mechanism.
AUGGUGAAAACUGUUGUGUUUCAGGUACAGAAGUUCUUCGUUGAGCUACCUGCUGUGUGCGUUCUUGGCUGCUCCAACCUGGAGCUCUGCUUCUUCACCUUCUCAAGCCCGCAGCUGGGACAUGCAGUGCAACUACUGCACCAGCACGGGGUGCGCGUGCGGGUCAUCACCGACUGCGACUACAUGGCCCUCAAUGGCUCUCAGAUCGGCCUGUUACACACACAAGAUAUACAGGCAAGGCAUGACUAGGACCUAGGCUACAGGCACCAUAAGUUUGCCAUCGUUGACAAGAAGGUGCUCAUCACUGGCUCCCUCAAUUGGACCACACAGGCCAUCCAGAACAACCGUGAGAACGUUCUGAUUAUGGAGGACACCGAGUACGUGCGGCUGUUCCUGGAGGAGUUUGAGCGCAUCUGGGAAGAAUUUGACCCCACUAAGUACAGCUUUUUCCCCCAAAAGCAUCGAGGGCACUGACCCUGCUUUGUCUUGCUCAGUCUUCCAGCUUGUCCUUGUGUUGUUACCUCCUGCUUUGCUUGAGCUUUCCUGGCUGGCUGGGGAGCAGCUUACAGUGUUCCUGUGUGUGCCUCCCCACCAGAAAGAAGUUGGGAAGGAGGUGACAGUGUUGC